AUGUUGUGCAUGAGAACGACGCUCCAAGGAGGUGUCGCGUGGGCUUUGCGUCCAACGGACGUCACGCCCAGGGGCAUCGCGCCUCGAGGGCAUUGUGCCAAGGGGCGUCGCACCCAGGGGCAUCGCGCUAGAGGGCGUCGCACCCAUAGGGAGUCAUGCCGAAGUUGCCCCAUACUUCUGCUAUUCCACUUUUGUUCACCCUUGGUGAAGGGUCCACUUUUUCACUUCCAAUGCGAUGGGGAUGGGACGUCACGCCAAGGGGGUGUCGCAGCCAAGGGCGUCGCACCUAGAAGAGGUCACGGCCGAGGGCAUCGGGCCUUUGGUGUUGCGCAUGAGUGUUGUGCCUUGGACGUCACGCCUGACAUUAUUAUUUACACUUGUCCAGUUG
Messenger RNA from Ilex paraguariensis (yerba mate), 388 nucleotides. The record is from the annotation of a GenBank genome assembly. NCBI's taxonomy places the organism in Eukaryota, Viridiplantae, Streptophyta, Magnoliopsida, Aquifoliales, Aquifoliaceae.